AUGACAGAACAGGACAAAUCGUAUUUUUGGAGAACAGUCAAGAUCAACCACCCGGCGGCUCAGCUUCGGCAACUCCCCGUUGCGCCCUCUGUCCGCUUUCCGCAGGUCCAGGCCCGUUUCCCGCCCGAAAGCAGCGUCCGGCGCCGCGUCCGCGAGGAGCGCCAGCAGGCCGUCAAGCAAGCCUUUUCGAAAGCAUGGGCCUCGUACCGCGAGCACGCCUGGCUCGCCGACGAGCUUACGCCGGGAUCAGGGGGCCGCCGGAACACGUUUGGAGGCUGGGCCGCGACUCUUGUGGACUCCCUCGACACGCUGUGGAUCAUGGACAUGAAGGACGAGUUUUCUGACGCCGCGGCGGCCGCCGCGACGAUCGACUUCACAAAAACCGACUUGGACGAAAUCAACGUCUUCGAGACCAACAUUCGAUACCUUGGUGGUUUCCUCUCGGCUUUCGACCUGAGCGGUGACAUCCGCCUGCUCCGCAAGGCGGCCGAGGUUGGCGAGAUGCUGUACAAGGCAUUCGACACGCCGAACCGCAUGCCCAUCACCCGGUGGAAGGUCGGUGAUGCCGCAAAGGGCGAGCCGCAGAAAGUUGGCAACGGCGAGCUAGUUGCUGAAAUCGGAAGCCUGUCCAUGGAGUUCACCCGCCUGUCGAUCCUAACGGGAGACCCGAAAUGGUGGGACGCGACGCAGCGCAUCAUGGAGAUAUUUGAAGCGCAGCAGAACAAGACCAACCUGCCCGGGCUGUGGCCUCUCGUGGUGAAUCCAGAGAAAGAGGUGUUUUACGAGGGCGACGACUUCACCCUCGGUGCCAUGGCCGACUCCCUCUACGAAUACCUCCCCAAAAUGUCCGCCCUCGUUGGCGGCCGUAGUCCAAUGUACAAGACCAUGUACGAGACAGCCAUCGCCCCGGCUAUCGAGCACAACCUAUUCCGCCCCAUGACGCCUGGAAAGGAAGACAUCCUAAUCGCAGGCCAGGCGCACUCCCGUAAAUCGGGCAUCGAGCACGAGCCUCAGGGCCAGCACCUCGUCUGCUUCAUGGGCGGGCUGAUGGCCCUCGGCGGGAAGCUCUUCAACCAUCCAGACCAGCUCGCCCUCGCGCGGAAGCUCGUGGACGGAUGCAUCUACACCUACCGCGUCUUCCCGCACGGAAUCAUGCCCGAGACGUUCUACAUGGUUCCCUGCCCGACCAAGGAGGAGUGCGAGUGGGACGAGAGCCUAUGGAAGAAUCACGUGCUCCAGCGCGCGCAGAAGGGCUCAGACGACGACGACGAGCGGUCGGCCGACGAGGUCAUCCGUCAGGAGCGCCUUGUCAAGGGAUUCUCCGCCGUCCCGGAUAGGAGGUACAUCCUGCGUCCCGAAGCGAUCGAGAGCGUCUUCGUCAUGUACCGCGCCACGGCGGACGAGGCGCUGCUCGAGGCCGCGUGGGACAUGUGGACGGCCAUCGACAACGCGACGACCACGGACUUGGCCAACACGGCGGUCUGGGACGUCACGGCGGAGGGGAGGCCGCCGGCGGCCGACUCGAUGGAAUCGUUCUGGAUGGGGGAGACGUUGAAGUACUUUUACCUCAUCUUUAGCGAGCCGGGUCUGGUGAGUUUGGACGAGUUUGUGUUCAACACGGAGGCGCACCCCUUCAGGCGGUGGAAGUAA
Messenger RNA from Colletotrichum graminicola M1.001, 1650 nucleotides. RefSeq names its product glycosyl hydrolase family 47. Gene Ontology annotation, molecular function: mannosyl-oligosaccharide 1,2-alpha-mannosidase activity; calcium ion binding. The transcript has a single exon. Gene Ontology annotation, cellular component: Golgi membrane; endoplasmic reticulum. Gene Ontology annotation, biological process: carbohydrate metabolic process; N-glycan processing. Lineage: Eukaryota; Fungi; Ascomycota; Sordariomycetes; Glomerellales; Glomerellaceae. The coding region runs from base 1 to 1650 and encodes 549 amino acids. The record is from RefSeq and is a predicted model, not a curated record.